Messenger RNA from Pogona vitticeps (central bearded dragon), 1606 nucleotides. The record is from RefSeq and is a predicted model, not a curated record. Lineage: Eukaryota; Metazoa; Chordata; Lepidosauria; Squamata; Agamidae.
CUGAGAACAUAUUAUUAAAGAGUAUAUUAGGGUCGGUUAAUGGAGCUUCAUGACCUGAGUGUCUUUUCCCUCUGGAAAGAAUCCAGGCACAACGACCUGCCGUGGCAGCUGCUGAGCAAAUUCAACAACCAGCUCUCUUUGGAGAAAGCCAACCUGACUCAGCUGCAAGGCACCCACACCAACAUCCCCAAACUACGCCUCGGACACGUCGGAGCCCAGUUCUGGGCCGCCUACGUGCCCUGCGAGACACAGGGUCAAGAUGCCGUCAGGCGGACCCUGGAGCAGAUCGACGUCAUCCACCGAAUGUGCCUCCUCUACCCGGACACCUUCCAGUGCGUCACUGACAGCGCAGGUAUUAAGGACGCCUUCCGCGCUGGGCGGGUAGCCAGCCUCAUUGGCGUGGAGGGCGGGCACUCUCUGGACAGCAGCCUGGCCGUCCUGCGCACCUUCUACCAGCUGGGCGUGCGCUACAUGACCCUGACGCACAGCUGCAACACUCCUUGGGCUGAUAACUGGAUAGUUGACACGGCAACAGAAAAGCCCAUUCACAAUGGCCUGAGUGAAUUUGGGAAGCGUGUGGUCAAGGAGAUGAACCGCCUGGGCAUGAUGGUGGAUCUGGCUCACGUCUCUGUGGAUACGAUGAAUGAUGCUCUGGAUGUCUCGGAGGCACCAGUAGUGUUCAGCCACUCCUCUGCCUAUGCAGUGUGCGCACAUCGGCGCAACGUCCCCGAUGAUGUCCUCCUCCGAGUGAAGCAAACGGGGAGCCUUGUGAUGGUGAACUUCUACACGGACUACGUCACGUGUGCCUCUAAAGCCAGCCUGACCGAUGUGGCAGACCACCUGGACCAUGUAAAGCGCAUUGCUGGGGCAGAAGCCGUUGGUUUUGGAGGCGACUAUGACGGUGUGACCAGGUUACCCGUGGGCUUGGAAGAUGUCUCUGGAUACCCCGCCUUGGUUGCAGAGCUGCUGAGGAGGAACUGGACGGAGGGAGAGGUGAAGGGAGCCUUGGCCAACAACCUGCUGAGGGUCCUGGAGAAAGUGGAGCAGGUGCGGGAUGCCCAGGCAGCCGUUGCCCCCGAUGACACGCCCAUCGAGCUUAAGCAGGUGGAAGGAGCAUGCCGAACCAACUAUGGGUAUCCCAACGGUGGGAGCCAUCCUGGACUGCCACCUGCCACGAUGGCCUUCGGCCUCUUCCUCUUCCUCUUCCUCCUCUCGUAGAAGACGGAGCAGGGCCUCCUCCUUCCUUGCAGCUGACCUCCAGGAGCCCGGCUGGGCAGCUUGGAUGGACAGGAGGGGAGGCGCCUGCUGCCUGAGCGAGUCCCUUUGGAGCACAUUCCACCCCUCACGUCACUGUGCAACCUCGGCCAAGGCUCUUUGAUCAGAAACUUGGCUGGAUGGGUUAAGGAAAACACUUCUCUUCAGUCAGAAAUCUGCAGAAACGCUUCCAGCACCUCUUCCCUCUUUCGGGCCCCACUUGGCUCUUCUCGUUUGCAAAAAUUCACCCCUUAACAUCUUCCUCCCUCGGUCCGUUCCUGCCUGUCUCCACCUGCUGGUACUUUGUCUAUCCCUUCUGCUUUGCUUUCUGCAUACACAGUGCGUUGCACUA